Engraulis encrasicolus (European anchovy) is the source of this 3243-nucleotide messenger RNA. RefSeq names its product serum response factor b (gene srfb). Lineage: Eukaryota; Metazoa; Chordata; Actinopteri; Clupeiformes; Engraulidae. Gene Ontology annotation, molecular function: serum response element binding; protein dimerization activity; DNA-binding transcription factor activity, RNA polymerase II-specific. Bases 465 to 2282 code for a protein of 605 amino acids. The record is from RefSeq and is a predicted model, not a curated record. Gene Ontology annotation, biological process: positive regulation of transcription by RNA polymerase II. The transcript has 8 exons.
CGUACAUUGAUAUAUACGUCCACUUGUAAGUACGAUUCAGAGCAACAAUAACUUAAACGUUUCACAUAUUACCUAGAAUAGUUUGCACUCUUACAGUGAGUCGGUAUUAACAGGGACAAAAGGUUUAAGGCCGCCAUUGCCGCCGUCUCCCACGUUUACCGAGUGAACUACAUGUCAUGGCGGAGUGAUUCGAGAGAUGCACUCUGCAUUUUCCUUUUGGAGAAAGUGCUUCGAGUUUUGGGAAAGAAGGCAGAGCUAGACUGGAGGGGUGAGGGGUCUCAGGGACAGCAUCACUUUUGAAACUUUGCAUAGGUUGUUACGUAGAGAUUCCGGAUAAGGCUUUGCCCAUAUUUUUCGCUGUUUGUUUACCUUUGCUAGGUUGGUGUGCUGUGGAGCAAUUUUAGCAGGCUGUUCGAGUCCCAGCAUUUGGCUGGCACACUUAGCUAAUUAUUUUCCAAAAUAGAAUGUUAUCUAGCCAGUCUGGAUCAGCACUGAGUGGUAACGGAUCGACGACUGGAAAUAACGCGGCUCACGGUUCUGUGGUUAUCGGCAGAGGGCUUCGUCCCGGUUCUGUCCGAGCAGGGCAAGCGGUGUCUGGGGUGAGCGAUUGCACUGGUGCGGUCGGACGACCGGGGAGCGGGGCAGGGAUGCUGGGGGGCAACGGUCCAGGCGUGGGGUCUCGUGGAGGAGUGAGACCCGGUAACGGGGCAGGCUUGACCACAUUGCAGUCGGUCAGUCAGGGUGGGCUGGUGGGCUUAACUUCAGGCGUUGGGAUUCCCGGUGGCGGCAGAUAUGAUCCUGAGAAGGAGUGCGCACCGGUGUGUAGCGGUUCGGACGCGGAGUCCGACUCAGGGGACGACGAUGAUCCCAUGAGUUCAGUCGGGGACAACCGGAGAGGUGUCAAGCGGGAGCGGGCAGAGAUGGAAGCCGCUAUGGUAGGGCCAGAAGCAGGCGUUGCUCCAGGGGGUUACGGUGUGGUCACCGGAGGGGUGGCUGGCGCCAAGCCAGGGAAGAAAACUCGCGGACGAGUGAAGAUUAAGAUGGAGUUCAUCGACAACAAGCUGAGAAGAUACACAACGUUCAGCAAGCGGAAGACUGGAAUCAUGAAAAAGGCGUACGAGCUGUCCACUCUAACGGGUACUCAGGUGCUGCUCCUGGUGGCGAGCGAGACGGGUCACGUGUACACGUUCGCCACACGCAAGCUGCAGCCCAUGAUCACCAGCGAGACGGGCAAGGCCCUGAUCCAGACGUGCCUGAACUCGCCCGACUCCCCGCCGCGCUCCGACCCCUCCACCGACCAGCGCAUGAGCGCCACGGGCUUUGAGGAGACGGACCUCACCUACCAGGUGUCCGAGUCGGAGAGCCUGGGCGAGAGCAAGGACACGCUGAAGCCGGCCUUCACGGUGGCCAGUCUCCCCGGCGGCGGCGGGGGCGGCGGCGUCGGCAACAGCAGCACGUCGAGCAGCGCGGCCACCACCACCACCAGCAUGCAGGCCAGCAGCUCCGCCUCCUUCCCCAUCACCAACUACCUGGCGCCCGUCUCCGCGGCCAACAGUGGCGCGGGGGCGGGAGGGGGAGCGGCCCUGGCCAGCGCCAACGGAACUCUGCUGAAGGCGGCGGGGGCUGGCGGAGUCAUGCAGCUGCCUAGCGGCUUCACAUUCAUGUCAGCAGCGGGUGCGGCGUUCCCCCCGGGCACCCCUGCCAUCCCCCUGGGGCAGCUGCAGCAGCACUCGCUCGCCCUGCAGGGCCAGGGGGGCUCCGGCCAGACGCAGGGCCAGCAGGGCCAGCAGGCCGUCUUCAGGCUGCCCGCCGCCGUCUCACUCACAGGUGGAGCGAUGCCGCAGGGUCUGCAGGCCAUCCAGGUGCACCCCACCACCCAGUCCAGCUCCAUCAGCUGCAGCGGAGACAGCAGCCCAGACAUCUCCCAGUCAACCACCUCCACAGCCACAGUCAGUCUCCCGGCAACCAUUGUGACGUCAUCGGUGCCCACCUCCAUGGCGGGCCACAUGAUGUACCCCAGCCCCCACACGGUCAUGUAUGCCUCGGCCCCCACGCUGGCUGACGGGGGGCUGGCUGUCCUCAACGCCUUCUCCGGGGGACCCUCCGCCAUGCAGGUGUCCCACAGCCAGACACAGGACUCAGGUGCAGUCCCCCAGGUGUUCCUGGCGGCCCCCCCGGGCACCGUGCAGAUCCCCGUCUCCGCCGUGCAGCUACAUCCAGUACGGCAAGAUCUCCAAUUUACAAAUGGUGAUUGGGCAGCAGUCAAGCGGCAGCAGCAAUAAUCUAACAGAACUGCAAGUCGUCAAUCUGGAUGCCCAACAGAACAGCAAAGGGGACUGAUGGCCUGGCCGAAGCUAAGCUAAGCUAGGCUACGGCCAGGCUAUCGCUAAGCUGUGGCUAAGCUAUGGCUAAGCUAAGCCUACUCACCAUAGGAACAGCAGGAGGAGAGGGCUCGCCAGUGACUCUCACCACUAUUUAUUGAUGCCUUUUCGACUUUUCAGACAUUUUAUUUUUCAUUCUACAUUUGUUAUACACCUUUUUUGUAAGUGCUUUUAAUUUCUGGUUUUAUUUUAUGUUUUAUUUGUUUGUUCUGACUUGGUAUUGUUUUGGUGUUUUUUUCUGUUGUACAGGAUGUACUGUAAUAUGUGUGUGUUGCACACUGGAGUGUUUUUGGUGUGCAUGACUGUUGACGAAGUUAAGAGCUGAAUAGGACUCCUGUCCAUGUAAACGGGCAUUACUCAGCUUUGGCUCUGUGUCUUGCUCAAUUAAAUGUGCUGUAAUGGAAUUGAAACGGAGUGCCCUUUACCCCCCCUUCAAAACACUAAUGUGUGGACAACAGAAAACUUUCAGUGUGUGUGUGUGUGUGUGUGUGUAUGUGCGCCUGUGAUUGGAUUGCGUGUGUGCACUGCAAACAUAUGCGUGGACAUGCAAGUGAACAAGCAUAGUAUACAUGCAUAUAUACAUACAUACAUACGAAUGCUUGUGUAAGUGUAAAUAUGGCAUAGGACUCAUCACUACACAAGUAGGAAGUCUGCCUUAAUGUGAGGCAAUCUUUUCGACGGUAUUCUGUUAUGAGGUAUGUGUACGUGUGUAUGACACCCCCCCCCCCCUUUUGAUAAAACAGUGUUUGCAACAUAUACACACACACACAGCCUGGACACUGCAGCCUCCCACCUCAGCCAAAGAGAUCUCUUUUUAUCAGUAUUUGUACUUGGUUUGCUGGCCUGUUGGUGUGUGUGUGCG